CAGGGGCCUGCCCGCAGCUUGGUUUCGAAUCCAUAGCAACUGUCGAAGGACAAGUGCUUCUGGUCUGCAUUUUUCAGAAGAAACUUAUACAAAUUUUGGAUAUUAUAUUAAUCUUUUCAAGAUUCGUUGGAGAGUGAAAGGCCAUGGAGAAGCUGAAACAAUUGUGGGGUGUAAUUGUGAUUGGGUUUGUGCUGAGCAUAUGGGGUGUCAAAGGUCAUGAAUUUGACGAAUUUUUUAGCAAUAAAAGUAAAGUGACAUUCUUGGAGUCCAUUUAUGGAGCUUCAGCUGCAUCUGUUCCUCCAAAUGCUCUUAUGGUGGGUCUCACUCUCGUUCAAGGAGCUGCUGCCAAAGGCGCUGUGUGCUUGGACGGAACAUUACCGGGCUACCACUUGCAUCCGGGGAGCGGGGAAGGGGCAAACAGUUGGCUCAUUGAAUUGGAGGGUGGAGGGUGGUGUAACAACAUGAAAACUUGUGUUUACCGAAAAGGGACACAUCGUGGCUCGUCAACCCUUUUUGAAAAGGAGAUUCCAUUCACUGGAAUACUAAGCAACAAGGCUGAAGAAAAUCCAGAUUUUUUUAACUGGAAUAGAGUAAAGAUACGGUAUUGUGACGGGGCCUCCUUCGCUGGGGACAGUGAAGAUAAGGUUUAUAAUGCUACAGGAUUGCAGUUCAGAGGACAGCGCAUAUGGCUUGCUGGAAUUCAAGAACUAAUGUCAAAAGGAAUGCACAAUGCAGACCAAGCCCUUCUUUCUGGUUGCUCGGCUGGUGGUCUAGCCUCAAUAUUACACUGUGAUGAGUUCCAAAGUUUCUUUCCUGAAAGCACCAAAGUGAAGUGUCUGAGUGAUGCUGGAUUAUUUAUUGAUGCUGUUGACGUAUCAGGUGGACAUACACUUCGAGAUUUUUUUGGCGGUGUAGUUAGCUUGCAUGGUGUUAAAAAAAACCUGCCGAGCACUUGUACUGACCACCUAGAUCCAACUUCGUGCUUCUUUCCACAGAAUUUAAUUGCCAACAUUGAAACCCCGAUGUUCAUCCUCAAUGCUGCCUAUGAUUCUUGGCAGAUACACGAGAGCUUGGCUUCUCCUGCUGCUGAUCCUCAAGGUACUUGGCAUGACUGCAAAUCGAACCAUGAACGAUGUUCAACAUCACAAAUCCAAUUUCUGCAAGAUUUUAGAAAUGAUAUGCUGAAUGCAGUAAAAGGCUUUGCAACAUCUCGACAAAAUGGUUUAUUCUUAAAUUCAUGUUUUGCACAUUGCCAGUCAGAGAGACAAGAUACCUGGUUUGCAGACGAUUCUCCAGUUAUCGAUAACAAGGCCAUUGCUAUUGCUGUUGGGGAUUGGUACUUUGAUCGAUCAAAUAUCAAGGCCAUAGAUUGUCCAUAUCCAUGUGACAAAACUUGUCACAACCUGGUUUUUAAGUAACUGGGAUUUCUAUUUGACCUUGUAUAAUAUUAUUUUUUAUCGUGAUCAUUGUUUACAAGUAACAAACAAUUGGAAGAAUACGUUUGAAAGCAAAUAAUGCGACAGCUUGCUGUGAAAUCCUACUUGAAUUCUUAUGUAUUUCUCUGUUCAUUUGAGGGUUGUGACUUAUCAGAACUUUCAAUUUAAGAUCUUGAGGUUACCAUUUUA
Molecule: messenger RNA, 1625 nt
Organism: Olea europaea var. sylvestris
Lineage: Eukaryota; Viridiplantae; Streptophyta; Magnoliopsida; Lamiales; Oleaceae
Product: pectin acetylesterase 12-like
Exons: 11
Coding region: 144-1418 (424 amino acids)
Biological process (GO): cell wall organization
Cellular component (GO): plant-type cell wall
Molecular function (GO): pectin acetylesterase activity
Source: RefSeq, a predicted model, not a curated record